AAACCCUGUGUCCUCAACCCCAUUUUGUCUCUGUCCCUGGACCCUCUACAUUGCAAUAAACUGUGUUUGGAGCUCUGCACAAAGAGCCGUCUCUGGCCUUGUCCAUCAGCAGGUUAAGCAAGCAUGCUCAGGGCUCUGGGAGUGCAGGUUGCUCACAGGGGCUCGUUGUGGAUGUGCCGCAACACUGGAGAUGGACUUGGGCAGGAGGAACCCCUUAACCCAGUGUGCUCAUACACUGUAUUUUCCCCCAAACCAGGAUUUCUGAUUCCCAAACCUUGGAUGGAUGGAGGCUGCCAGGAAGAGGAAGAUGCCCCAGGACACCCAGGGAGAGACCAGGGAGGACAAAUCUCUGCGGCAGAACCUUGUGGAAGAGGCCAUUUUGAGCGACGCCACAGGGCAGGAAUCCAACAGGGAGGAAAAGCCACUGAGAUCCCCCAGGAGGAGGGCCUGCAAACCCAACCCAGGGUGCUCUGAGGAGGAAAGACCCACCCUGAGCCAGGAAGGUGGACCGAGCUUCAGCCAGGGAUUAGAGCUGGUGGCCCAUGGGACGCUUCAUGGUGGGGAGAAGCCCUACAAGUGCUUGGAGUGUGGGAAGAGCUUCAGGCAGAGCUCACACCUGAUCAGCCACCAGAUGAUCCACACUGGGGAAUGGGCCUACGAGUGUGGGGAGUGUGGGAAGGGCCUGAGGUGCAGCUCAGAACUCGUCAGGCAUGAACUCAUCCACACUGGGGAAAGGCCCUACGAGUGUCCCCAUUGUCUGAAGAGGUUUCAGACCAGCUCCAGUCUCCUGCGCCACCAGCGGAUUCACACAGAGGAGCGGCCCUUCUGCUGCCCCGACUGAGGGAAGGGCUUCAAGCACAACUCCAACCUCAUCAGGCACCGGCGCAUCCACACUGGGGAGAGGCCCUACGAGUGUCCCCGGUGUGGGAAGAGCUUCACCCAGAGCUCCAACUUGACCAGACACCAACAGAGGCACUGGUAAGGGAAGCCGUGCAAAUGUCCCAACUGCAGGAAGAGCUUCUUGCACUUCUCCGGCUUCAUCCACCAUUGGAGAACCCACAUUGGGAAGAGCCCUGGAGAUCUGUGUUCACUGUGAUCCAUGCUCGGAAACACCUGUCUGUAUUCCUGCCCCUGCCAAUGGCAUGAUGUGGGAUUGAAGAACAUGAAGGUCUGGCCAUGGCCAUGUCAUUACAUUCACUCCCACUCCCACCUCGGGUCAUUGCCAGGGGCAAGAAAGGGUGUCCUUUCCAGGCAGGAUGAAAUACUAGGCCCAGAAGAUCCAGGGAUUUGUGUUGUAGUUUUCCAUGUAAAUAAUUUUUCUUAUCCCUUCUGUUAUCAAUACUGUUUCUGUUCCUGUUUGUUUUUUAUCUUGUUGAUGUUCCCAGUAAAUUGUUCUUAUCCCA
Messenger RNA from Passer domesticus (house sparrow), 1403 nucleotides. RefSeq names its product zinc finger protein 70-like. NCBI's taxonomy places the organism in Eukaryota, Metazoa, Chordata, Aves, Passeriformes, Passeridae. The transcript has 2 exons. Gene Ontology annotation, biological process: regulation of transcription by RNA polymerase II. Gene Ontology annotation, molecular function: DNA-binding transcription factor activity, RNA polymerase II-specific; RNA polymerase II cis-regulatory region sequence-specific DNA binding. The record is from RefSeq and is a predicted model, not a curated record. Bases 284 to 841 code for a protein of 185 amino acids.